Molecule: messenger RNA, 1476 nt
Organism: Arabidopsis arenosa
Lineage: Eukaryota; Viridiplantae; Streptophyta; Magnoliopsida; Brassicales; Brassicaceae
Source: the annotation of a GenBank genome assembly
ACCACCAUCAAAACUUUCUUUUUCCAUGGUGAAAAGUAAACCGAGCCAGUCCCCUUUCUCCGGUUACCCCGUGUACAAGUUAUUUCUAAUCCUUAUUUAUCUCAUCGUCCUUGUCGAAGCCGUCACGGUCAGCGGUUCAGACUCUCCAUCACCCUAUGCCUGGCCAUCUCACGCCUCCAAGAAGCUCAACAAACCGGUGGUUCUAUUAAUUUCCAGCGAUGGUUUCCGGUUCGGUUACCAAUUCAAGACGGAAACACCAAACAUUGAUUUGCUCAUAUCGAGAGGAACCGAAGCUCAGACCGGUUUAAUCCCGGUUUUUCCCACCAUGACGUUCCCAAACCAUUACUCAAUCGCUACCGGACUCUACCCGGCUUACCACGGUAUAAUCAUGAACAAAUUUACCGAUCCGAUAACUGGAGAAUUCUACAACAAAAACCUCGAUCCUAAAUGGUGGUUAGGUGAGCCGUUGUGGGUAACUGCAGUGAACCAAGGGCUCAAGGCUGCUACUGUCUAUUGGCCAGGCUCUGAAGUUCCCAAAGGCUCUUGGACCUGCCCAACAGGAUUUUGUAAAGCGCCUUACAAUGUUUCAUUUCCUCUCGAAGAAAGAGUCGAUACGAUCUUGAGCUAUUUCGAUCUUCCCGAGAGCGAAAUCCCGGAUUUCAUGACUCUGUAUCUCGAUGAACCGGAUAUACAGGGUCAUAAAUAUGGCCCUGAUGAUCCUCGGAUCACAGAAGCAGUCGCGAAGGUUGAUAAAAUGAUCGGUAGGGUCAUCAAGGGAUUGAAGAAAAGGAAGGUGUUUAGUGAUGUUCAUGUGAUAUUGCUUGGUGAUCACGGAAUGGUUACUAAUUGUGACAAGAAAGUGAUUUACAUUGAUGAUUUAGCGGAUUGGAUUAAGGUACCCGUAGAUUGGAUCCAGGCUUAUUUUCCAGUACUGGCAAUCAAUCCACGUUGGGGCAAAGAUGUUGAGAAUCCAGACGAGAAGAACAUGGAACUCGUGGCGAAGAUGAACGAAGCUUUGAGCUCAGGAAAAGUGGAGAACGGAGAGUUUUUGAAGGUUUACUUUAAGGAGAAGUUACCGAAAAGGCUGCAUUAUUCCGAGAGUUCCAGGAUUCCGCCGAUCAUAGGAAUGGUCGGAGAAGGUCUAAUGGUUAAACAAAACAGAACAAACGUUCAAGAAUGUUUUGGAAAUCAUGGAUACGACAACAUGUUUUUCUCCAUGAGAUCUAUCUUUAUUGGACAUGGUCCAAGGUUCAGGAGGGGAAAGAAAGUGCCAUCGUUUGAGAAUGUUCAGGUCUACAAUGUUGUUGUAGAGAUUCUGGGACUCCGACCAGCUCCAAACAAUGGUUCUUCUUUGUUCACGCAGAGCAUUCUCUUGCCUUUUGGAGCAACAAGGGAAACAUAGGAUGUAGAAAACUAUCCCAUUAUUAGCUCAUGAGAGACACAUGAAUAAGAAGCUAAUAAAUGAAUGAUAAUCUA